UGCGUGGUUAAAGCUAGCUUCUUUGCUGUCAAUCAAGUCUCCACCCGCAGCUGUUCCCAAUCCAGACCGCGAACCAGGCUCUCACACCAGGCAGCGGGUUUCCUCAGAGCAGCUCUGCCCGGUGCACCAACAGCUUCAGACUUUUUACAAUUAGAUUUUAUUCCUGUCGUUGCUCCCGUGAAAUGUCAUUUGUCGAGGACCCUGGUCAUCUCUCUAAAUCUCGCCUGAAGUCAGAUUUAGUUGCUCACAAAGUGGAGCUGCCACCUGCAGGGAGCAAGAAGGAGGCUUAUGUGGCGCUGCACCUGAGACACGUCGACCAGACAAAUGCUGCGAAUUUCUCCAGUGAUGAGGAUGAUCAGGAGCUCGGUGUGGCAGGAGGGGAUCCAGGAAGCGCAGAGGAGCUUGACCCGAGUGCAUUGACGGAUAACGAUCUCAAGGCUUUGUUAUUCAAAUAUGGAGUUAAAGCUGGGCCCAUUUUAGCCUCCACCAGGGCAGUGUAUGAGAACAAGCUCAGGAAACUGCUUCAGUCUGCUGGWGAGGGGGAAUCGAAUGAGGCAGAGAAUGCUGUGCUCUACUCCGACAGCGACGAGGAAGAUGUGAGGGAAGAAAACGAGGACGAGGAGAAAGAACUGGAGGGAGCGCAAGAAAAAAAGGCCGAAGCAUUGGAGCCGAACCAACAACAGAGCGACGAGAAAAAUGUGCCAGCUAAGAAGGGUGACUUUUUUUAUCCACAGUGUUUUUUCUUAUCAUCAAGACUGCGUCCUUGUCCUCCUAGAAACAAUGAACGUAGUUCCAGGAGGAAUUCAAAGAAUGCAUUAAAAUCAUCAGAGCGAACUCGACCACACCGCUCACAGAUUCCUGCAGGAAUUAGCAAAGUAUCCUCUGUAGCUCAACACUCAGGAUUAAGAUCAGGGGUUCCCUCUGCAUCUCCGUCUGUGGUGUCCAGUAGUUGCUCAUCAUUUCCCUCACAGGCUUUCAGCAUCACUCAGAUGGUUGAAAAGAUGGAGAGUUGGAGCGCACCCUCUGCUUGCUCCUACAGUAUGCCGGAACAUUGGUCCCGCUCCAGCAGGCUGGACAAUGACGCUGAAGACAAGGACAUAAUCGUGGACCAGGCAGACACUCCCAAGGACUCCACUUGUGUAAAGGAAAUCAAGGAUCCAGGGAGAGAUAUUUUAAAGGACCUUCUUGCAGACACAAAGGCAUCACCUACAGGGAUCUAUGCCACUCCUCGGAGACCCAUCAAGGGUGCAGCACUGCGGCCCGUCCAGUAUGCGUACCCCGACACUCCAGUCAGUCCCACAACCUUAGAGAGACAAGAGGUGCAGAGACGUCUUGUGCCCGUCUACGUCCAGGUUUUGGUCUUCUUCGCUGUGGCGUGCAUCCUUUUCUUGAUAUUUGUUAAUGUUGAGGACACUAACAGUGUGGUAGACUUGCUGGAGAGUCUGAGCCAGGGCCCAGAUGGUGACGAUGAGAGACUGGAUGCAGCGAGUGGAGAGCUUUAACGGUUUUAUUCACCAAUCUGUGUUUGACGUAAAGGUGUGAGCUUGCUGAUUUAAUGGCCAAGACUUGACCGUUGUUGUUAGUUAAGAAUCCGCCAGUCCAGGUUUCUGAAUUUCUGAAUUUUUUUUGCUUAACUUUAAUAUUAAAAUGCUCUUAUCACUGUGUUGGCCAUUGACAGAACACUUGUUUAGGGGAGGGGGAAAUUUAUUCCCAACUUAAAAUUGUAAUGUGUAUUGCUAAUUUAGAUUUUUGAAUUUGUAUUGUAUCACUGGUAUGUUUUUAUAUUUGAUCAAUAAAAUAUAUUUUGCUUCAUA
Messenger RNA from Poecilia reticulata (guppy), 1814 nucleotides. It is a transcript of the gene lemd1, whose product is annotated as LEM domain containing 1. Lineage: Eukaryota; Metazoa; Chordata; Actinopteri; Cyprinodontiformes; Poeciliidae. Gene Ontology annotation, molecular function: DNA binding. The record is from RefSeq and is a predicted model, not a curated record.